AUACAGAGAUGUGGCUUGCAGUUCCUUUUGGUUUUGCUUUGCUCAGGAGCAUCACACCAAGGGCUCCAUCUUCCCAGGAAGGCACAGCUUCCCUUGGUUCGUAGCUCCGCCAAAUCUUUUGGAGUUUCUGUUACCUUUCCCUCCGUCAUGGCUCAGCACAGAGCUGGUGAAUGGGCUGGGACCUGGGUCCCCUUUUCAGGUACCCACGUAUGAAGUACUACUUGAGCCCUGCCAACUACCCUGAAGAUGGAAUUAUGAAUAUGGCAACUUUUCUACGGGGCUUUGAAGACAAGAGGGUAAAAACCGACAGGCCUGAGGACCAGUUCAGUAAAGAGAAAAAGAAAAUUCUGUUCUCCUUCUGCGAGGUGUGCAACAUCCAGCUGAACUCUGCAGCCCAGGCCCAGGUCCAUUACAACGGCAAAUCGCACCGCAAACGGGUCAAGCAGCUGAGCGAUGGACAGCCUCAGCCCCCAGCCCAGGGCGCAGGAACCAUAAAAAACACUGAAGGUGGACUGAAAGGCUGCGGUCAAGUGGAUGAAUGGGGCCUUACCGUGUGCCAGGUCUUGUGCAAAGGAGGUUACCUCAUUUGA
Molecule: messenger RNA, 590 nt
Organism: Miniopterus natalensis
Lineage: Eukaryota; Metazoa; Chordata; Mammalia; Chiroptera; Miniopteridae
Source: RefSeq, a predicted model, not a curated record